ACACACAUAUCUCUUUCUUCUUCGCUAGGGCUCCAGAGGUCAAACUCAAAACACUUUACAUCCUAAUAACAUUACAGUGUAUAUUGUAAUGAGGGAGGUUGAGGUACCUAAUUGGCUUAAGGAAUUGCCUCUGGCACCUGUGUUUUACCCGACUGAUACCGAGUUUUCGGAUCCGAUUGCGUAUAUUUCCAAGAUUGAGAAAGAGGCUAGUGUGUUUGGUAUAUGUAAAGUCGUUCCGCCCUUGCCAAAACCGUCGAAAAAGUAUGUCGUUGCAAAUUUAAACAAAUCCUUAUUAAAGUGCCCGGAGUUGGGGAGUGAUGUGAAAGUGAAUAAUGCGGUUAAUGAUGGCGAGGCUCGUGCGGUUUUUACAACUAGGCAUCAAGAAUUGGGCCAUAACAAAAGAACAAAAGAGGUCGGGUCAGGUGCAGGGUUAGGGUCAGGGUUAGGGUCGGGUCAACUAUAUUCGCCUGUGGUCAACAAGCAGGUAUGGCAGAGCGGGGAGAUUUAUACAUUGGAUCAGUUUGAAUCGAAAUCCCGGGCUUUUGCUAGGAGUCAGUUGGGUAUGGUUAAAGAUGUUUCUCCGUUGGAUGUAGAGUCGCUUUUCUGGAAGGCUGCUUGUGAAAAACCGAUAUAUAUUGAGUAUGCGAAUGAUGUACCGGGUUCGGGUUUUGGUGAGCCAGUGGGCCCGACUAGGUUUCUGCGUAAGCAUAGGAGGAGACGGGGAGUGGAUAGAUAUAAAUAUAAUACGGUUUGUUCUCAUACGAGUGAACAAGUAGACGAUAAAGUUAACGAUUUUGAUAGCCGGAAAGGUGAAUCGGUAAUGUGUAGCUCUAGUUCUUCGGUAAAUACGUUAAAGAAAGAUACCGAUUUACUGAAUAAUGAGAUUGAAGGCAGUUCUGGAUGGAAACUUUCUAACUGUCCUUGGAAUUUACAAGUGAUUGCACGAUCACCGGGAUCGCUUACGCGUUUCAUGCCAGACGAUAUUCCGGGUGUCACGUCUCCUAUGGUGUAUAUUGGCAUGUUGUUCAGCUGGUUUGCGUGGCAUGUUGAAGAUCACGAGCUUCACAGCUUAAAUUUUCUUCAUAUCGGCUCUCCAAAGACCUGGUACGCAGUCCCGGGGGAUUACGCGUUUACGUUUGAGGAAGUUAUUCGUUCAAAGGCUUAUGGUGACAUAGAUCGGUUAGCUGCGUUAACGCUCUUGGGAGAAAAGACUACUCUUCUAUCACCCAAAACUGUUGUUGCGUCUGGUAUUCCGUGUUGCAGGUUAGUACAGAACCCCGGUGAAUUUGUAGUAACGUUUCCGAGGGCUUAUCACAUAGGAUUUAGCCAUGGUUUUAAUUGCGGGGAAGCUGCUAAUUUCGCAACUCCAAAAUGGCUUUCGGUAGCUAAGGAAGCUGCGGUACGUAGAGCCGCCAUGAAUUUUCUUCCGAUGCUUUCACAUCAACAAUUGCUUUACCUACUAACAAUGUCAUUCAUUCCGAGGGUGCCUCGAUCCUUGCUUCCGGGAAUGCGAACCUCUCGUUUAAAAGAUCGUCAGAAAGACGAGCGUGAGCUUCUGGUGAAGAAGGAAUUCAUCGAUGACAUUUUAAACGAAAACAAAUUGUUAAAUUGCAUUCUUCGGAAAAAUCCUUCUUACCGUGCAGUCCGAUGGGAUCUUGAGUCCUUGUCACCAUUUGUUAAUAAAGAAAACGUUCAUGUUGAAAACGAUAAUAAUUUGGGUGUGGACACUAUUGUUCAUAUAGAAGACGAUGACAUGUCGAGUGAUUUCCAAUUCGAUUCCGGGUCGUUACCGUGUGUGGCUUGUGGUGUUCUUGGUUACCCUUUUAUGUCGGUUAUACAACCAUCAGCAAAGGCAGUUAUCGAUGAUUUAACCGUCACGGGCCAUGGCGCUGCUCAGGCCCAUGAGGGUGAAACCGAAACCGAAACCAAAUCGGUUGAUGUUGACAACGGAUGGAACAUGUGUAGCGGGUAUCUAAGACCCCGUAUAUUCUGUUUAGAGCAUGUUAGUAAAAUCGAAGAGCUGUUGAACUCUACGGGUGGAGCAAAACUGCUUAUAAUAUGCCAUUCAGAUUUUCAGAAAAUUAAGGCGCAAGCUUCAGUCAUUGCAGAGCAGAUUGGUACCACGUUUAGAUAUAACGAUGUUCAAGUAGACGAUGCGACCCGUGAUGAUUUGGAUCUCAUUAAUCUCGCAAUCGACAACGAACAAGAAGAAGAUGAAUACGUAGAAGACUGGACUUCGAAAUUGAACGUUAAUAUUCGCCAGUCUGUUAAAUUCCGGCCUAAAUUAUCAGCUGAUAAGAUACAUCAUGCUUUGAAUAUGGAUGCGUUAUUUUCUGACACGAUUCCCAACACAAGCGUUGGCUUGCAUGCAAUGAAUUUUAAGUGGCAAGCUACGAAAUCCCGCUCAAAUAAAAAAUCAAACCAGUCAAUCAAAAAAUUGCCGAAGACCGUUUCUGUGGAAAACGAUGUCGAGUUCAAAGAGAGCGUUUCUGAAGCGCAAAUGUUUAAAAAAGGAGGGACGUUAAUUCAGUAUAAAAGAAGAAUCUUUAAGUCAAAACCACAAGACCCGAAAGUCAACUUGCAAAAUGAAUUGGUAACCAAAAACGGUUCGGUGGUGCAUGAAAUGACGCAACAAGGGUCUGAGUUGACAAAGCUUGAUGCAUCCUCUACUGAUGAACCUGUUACUGAUUCGGAUGUUAGGGUAGAGAAAGGUAAGUUUAGUGAUGUAUAUGACGAAAAUACCCCUGCUUCGAGUUCAACAAGUGGAAGUAAAAGGAAGAGAGAAGCAGAGUUAUUACAAAAAGAAGAAAAAUCUACUUUUGAUGGAUUUAUAAAAAGCCCGUGUGAAGGAUUAAGACCUCGAAGCAGAAAAGAUUCGCUUAAAGAUGGUAUUUUUAUCGACACGAAAACAAUCCCGGAAAAACCCACAAAGAAAUCAAAAGUUCCAGGUGUCGAAGAAAAACUCGCAAAGAAACCAAAGGUCGAUAAAAAUGGACGUGGGUCCCACAAGUGCGAUCGUGACGGUUGCAAAAUGAGUUUCAAGACAAAAGCCGAGGUAAACCUACAUAGAAAGAACAUGUGUCCCCAUGAAGGGUGUGGGAAGAAGUUCACUUCACACCGAUAUGCAGUACUCCAUUUGCGUGUUCAUGAUGACGACAGGCCGCUAAAAUGCACUUGGAAAGGUUGCAAAAUGACAUUCAAAUGGGCCUGGGCCCUGACCGAGCAUUUACGUGUCCACACCGGAGAGAGACCGUACAAAUGCAAGGUUGAAGGGUGUGGGCUCACCUUUAGGUUUGUUUCUGACUUUAGCCGACACAGAAGGAAAACCGGGCAUAAUGUAAAUGUAAAGUCGUGAAAAUGGUUGGUUUCGUAGAUCAGCGUUUGUGAAUCAUGGGUGGCGGGUUUAUUGAAAACGAAGCAGAGUGAAAAUUUGUGUGUGAGUUAGUUCAUUUUUUUAAUUACUAAGGUUAGUGUUAGACUGGUAAAUUGUGUAGCUAGUGAGGGAUUAUUCAUUUAAUUGAUCUACAAGAACUUGACAAGAUUAUGUUACAUUGAAACUUUUGUA
Molecule: messenger RNA, 3565 nt
Organism: Helianthus annuus (common sunflower)
Lineage: Eukaryota; Viridiplantae; Streptophyta; Magnoliopsida; Asterales; Asteraceae
Product: probable lysine-specific demethylase ELF6
Exons: 7
Coding region: 89-3355 (1088 amino acids)
Biological process (GO): chromatin remodeling
Cellular component (GO): nucleus
Molecular function (GO): histone H3K4me/H3K4me2/H3K4me3 demethylase activity
Source: RefSeq, a predicted model, not a curated record